Molecule: messenger RNA, 1166 nt
Organism: Toxorhynchites rutilus septentrionalis
Lineage: Eukaryota; Metazoa; Arthropoda; Insecta; Diptera; Culicidae
Gene: Fibp
Product: acidic fibroblast growth factor intracellular-binding protein
Exons: 5
Coding region: 47-1126 (359 amino acids)
Cellular component (GO): nucleus
Source: RefSeq, a predicted model, not a curated record
GCAUGACGUUUUGUGAUCUGUCACCAGCAAAACAUAAAUACUGAAAAUGUUGGCCGAAGUCGAUGUUUUUAUUAGUAAUUAUACUUUAGUUGAUCCGGAAAUAUAUCAAUUAUGGAUUGAGGGUUACUCGUCCACCGAGGCUGUCACGUUGCUCAAACAAAGAGGAAACAUGAUGGCUGGCAUUCCUCUGGACCUUAUAACAUCCGAUGUACUGGACCACUAUCGAACUUAUUCAUUAUUGGAGCGUGUUUUGCACACACCGGCAAAACUCUCCGAGCAACCGUCAUUCCAGUUGGAGCCUCAAAGUCGUUCGCUUUUGAUAGAGAAGUACUAUUCCUUGGACGAUACCGUCGCCCGAGAAUUGUUCGGUAAGAAAUUCAAUUCUCGCAAUCGCAAGGAUCUUGACGAGGUGGCGGAAAAAACGGGUGUGCGACUGAAAUCGUGCCGCAGACAGUUCGACAAUGUAAAACGUAUCUUUAAGGCGGUCGAAGAGACGCCGGGAAACACAGCCACUAAUAUAAAACAGCAAUUUAUCUUGCCGGACGAUUUGGCCCAGAAGUAUGCUGCUGUUGUGUUUAUAGCUUGCUUGCGAUUCGAGACCACCAAGCGAAAAUUGCAGUUUCUUGAUUUCAAGGAUUUUUUCGAGUGUUCCCAGGCUAUCAUGACAAACUGGACCUACACGUAUCAACAUGCGGGGCCGGAAUAUUUCGAUACGGAAAUGGACAAAGAAUUUUUGUUGGAUUUGCGAGAAAUACGUUAUCUGGUGGACAAGGAAAAGGAAAUAAAAUGUUUGGUAACAAUGCGUUUGAAAUCCACUAUGCUGGAGCGUGCCUAUCAGGAACUUGACAAUAACUUUCGUUCGUACUGGCGUUCGAUCAUCACGAUCGCAGGCAGUCUGCACCGAACAAGAGAUAUGCGCAUGCUGUUUGUGGAACUGACGGAACGUUUGAUCGAACCCUGGAAACAAAACAACUGGCCCAGAGAUCAGGUGGCUCAGUUUAUGCAGUGCCUAACACAGAGUGUGCUCGAUUUGGAAGUACCCCGAGACAAUCAGGACAUUCGAUGUCUGUGGGAUCGCUACAUGCAGGUUGUCACGGUUUGCCUGCUCAAAAUGUAUCAUAAUUAAACAAAGGGAAGGAAAAAGAUGUUUAAUAAAAAUUUUCCAG